Molecule: messenger RNA, 1059 nt
Organism: Chaetomium globosum CBS 148.51
Lineage: Eukaryota; Fungi; Ascomycota; Sordariomycetes; Sordariales; Chaetomiaceae
Exons: 3
Coding region: 1-1059 (352 amino acids)
Biological process (GO): Golgi organization
Cellular component (GO): Golgi apparatus
Molecular function (GO): protein binding
Source: RefSeq, a predicted model, not a curated record
AUGUUCAACGCGCUCAACCGCUUCAUAUCGCGCCUCGAUGGCGAGCCCAUGCCGGCGACCAAGGAGAACCACGGGGCGUUCGGGUUUCAGGUUCUGCGCAACACCAACCUAGAGCUGGCCAUUGAGCCUUGGUUCGACUUUGUGGUUGGCAUCAACGGGCGUAUGAUUGACGACUCGGACCCCGGCCUGUUCGCCCAGGAAGUGCGCAACUGCGCGGGCAGCUCCGUCAUGCUCGGCCUCUGGAGCGCAAAGGGCCAACGCACACGCGCGCUGCACGUUCCCGUCCCCGCCAACACGGCUUCGCUCGGGCUGGCGCUGCAAUGGACGCCGGUAGCAGUGGUAUCCAAUAUCUGGCACGUACUCGACGUUCCGGCCAACUCGCCCGCCGACGCGGCCGGGCUGCUACCCUACAGCGACUAUAUCCUAGGCACGCCCGAAGGAGUACUCCACGGCGAGGGCGGGCUGAGCGAGCUGGUGGAGGACCACAUCGGGCGGCCGCUGCGGCUGUACGUCUACAACAACGAGUACAACGUCACGCGCGAGGUGACGAUCCAGCCGAGCCGUGACUGGGGCGGCGAGGGCGCCCUGGGCUGUGUGCUGGGCUACGGCGCGCUGCACAGGCUGCCGGCGCCGCUGAGCGAGCCGGUGCACGCGCCGGGAGAGACCCUGUUUGAUGGGGAUUCCGCGGGUGUCGCGGGCCAGGCCGGGUUUGCGCCGGCGGGGAGAGUGGGGACGCCCACGGGGUUCGCUCGGGGAACAACUGCCACGCCGCCGCCGCCAUCCGCAUCGGCUGAUUUCUUGGUACCUGCGCAGAUGAUGGGCGCGCAAGCUCCACCGGCCGGUGGCCCACCAAGGGGGAAGAAGAAGGAGCGGUCGCAUCACACAGGGCCGAACCUUAUGGACGAUUACUUCAAAGAGCAAGAGAAAAAGAGCAGGGAGCUGGACAAUGUGCCGAGCGGGCGGAACUCGCCGCUGCCACCGCCGCCUAAAGGAGGGCCGCCGAAGGGUGGCCCGCCCCGGGUUGGGAGUGUGCCGCCGAAGGAAGAAGGGGGCGAGUGA